Metarhizium brunneum ARSEF 3297 is the source of this 417-nucleotide messenger RNA. RefSeq lists its product as uncharacterized. The record is from RefSeq and is a predicted model, not a curated record. Gene Ontology annotation, biological process: regulation of transcription by RNA polymerase II. Gene Ontology annotation, molecular function: transcription coregulator activity. Gene Ontology annotation, cellular component: mediator complex. NCBI's taxonomy places the organism in Eukaryota, Fungi, Ascomycota, Sordariomycetes, Hypocreales, Clavicipitaceae.
AUGGCAGCAGAACGACACCCGCUCGCUCUGCCACCCAACCUGUCCCCGGACGACCUCGAUGCGCUCUCGGAGCUCUCCAUAGUCCUAGCCAAGGUCCGGGCCGGCAUCCAGUCCUCGAAUGGGCUGACAACUGCCACCGGUGUGACGCCCGGCGGUGUCCAUACCCACGGGCAGCAAUUGUCAUUCAAAGAUGUUCCCGGCGCCACUGAUGGCUUGAAGCACAAAGUCCAACAUGCGCGAGCUCAAGUUCGUGCCUUGCCGGACAUGGACCGCUCCGUCGAGGAACAAAACCGCGAGAUAAAGGAUUUACAAGCUCGGAUUGAGAAGCAGCGCGCACUACUGGAAACUCUGCGUGAGGGAGGCGUCACGUUCGGCAAGAGGGAUCGUGCCGCUAGCGAUGAUAAAAUGGAGAUUUGA